Xiphias gladius (swordfish) is the source of this 1840-nucleotide messenger RNA. Its product is annotated as dopamine D2-like receptor. The transcript has 2 exons. Bases 1 to 1710 code for a protein of 569 amino acids. Gene Ontology annotation, cellular component: membrane. Gene Ontology annotation, molecular function: G protein-coupled receptor activity. Gene Ontology annotation, biological process: G protein-coupled receptor signaling pathway. The record is from RefSeq and is a predicted model, not a curated record. NCBI's taxonomy places the organism in Eukaryota, Metazoa, Chordata, Actinopteri, Istiophoriformes, Xiphiidae.
AUGAGAGCCGAGCCUACACCUGCAUGGGACUCUGGGAACAAUACCAUUUGGGAGGAAUACAUUGACAUCAUCUUUGUAGUGGCAAACAGCUUGAUUCUGUCGAUAACUUCUGUUGUGGGAAUUGCGGCAAAUAUUUUUGUGAUCCUGGCAGUUUAUCACCAAAAAUCACUGCAAACUUCAAAUAAUGCACUAGUGGUGAAUCUUGCAAUUAUAGACAUUCUGCGAUGUGUAAUUGACUGCCCCAUUCUCUUAACUAUUGUUAUGGCUGUGCAUCAAAAAGGACAUGUGGACGAGUCGGUAUGUGAUGUACAAGUGGCCUCUUUCUCUUUCAGCUGCUGCAUCCAGCUGUUAACACUGGCAUGCAUAAGCGCAGAGCGAUACCAGGCCAUUGCAGAACCCUUCAAAACUAGUCAACGAAGAAAGCGGAUUACAGUGCUGAUUCCUCUCACAUGGACCUUGGCUAUUCUGGUGGCUGUUAUUUGUCUCAUAUAUGUGAAGGACUCACCCGUGCAUGUGAGAUGUAAAGGAUCACAGAGAGAGACAUCAUCCUCCUAUGACACCUUUGGACUUUACAUGCUCCCGCUGUGGGCAGCUUGCUUUGGUUUAAUCAUUGGAUUCUACGCUCGCAUAUUUAUCCUAGUGAGAUCGCACAAUCGCAAAAUAUUUGACAAAGGUAUUUUUCCACUCUCUAAAAAACACAAAACAGAAGAUAAACAGAAGAAAGAAGAAACCACAGUUGUGGAAAAUGGAAAGUCUGAGCAAAACCAAACCCCAAGCAAAACUGUUGGUCAGGUGGAGCUGGUGACACAAACUGAGCCAAAUUCAACAAAGAAAGAUUCUUCAACAGUUCUAAUGACUUCAACAAAAGCUGCACAAUGUGUCUCCAGUUCAGAGAAUAAGAAAGAAUUAAGAAAUACAGUGGAGAUAACUGACUUGGAAACGGAACAACCUAGCCCUCCUGAAAUGCAGGUUGCAGUGCAAACUGUCGACAUUCCUUUUAAAACAGAGCAGUCAAAACCCUGUCGCACAAGAGUUGAAGCAAACCCAUCAAAUGGAAGCGCUGCUGUCAGUGUUCAGAGCCCAACAACAGAGCCAAAGAAGGUGUCAAGCAAUUCCGAAACAGAAAGCCAGUCGAAAGAGAAAGUGAAAAUUGACAAAGCACCCUCUGAAAUUAAAGAAACCAGAUCUCAUGCUUCUUCUUCUGCACAGUUAGAAGAUCCUGAAUCUACUUCUGUUUUAUUGAUUGAACCGAAACAAACUAACAACAUCAAUGGAGGAAAAACACUGGCUGUUACCACAGUAGAACAAGUGUCUUCAUUACCUCCAGUCUCAAGCAAUUCUCCUGAAACAGAAGCUCCGAAACAUUAUGCCGAGGUAGAAGGUGCUGUUUGCAUGAUGCCUUCAAAAGCAAGUAAAGAGAGAGCGAACAAAAAGAAGGAGGGUAAAUUGGCUAAGCGUGCUGGCUACAUAAUUGUAACAUUCCUCUUAUUCUGGCUACCAUUGAUCACAACUAUCCUGGUGAAUUUUGUGAUUCACAAAAACAAGAAUACACAGAUAAAGAUCAUUCAGGACGUGGAGAUCCUGUCAGUGUCUGUUGCCUGCAUCACCUCACUGAGCGACCCAAUAAUAUAUGCUGCAGUGAACCCUCAGUUUCGGACAGAGUUAUACAGGCUGAAAAAUAAGGUUAAAUCCACUUUCAGUAAGAAAUGAUCAUAUUUCCACUUCUGUCUGCUUCUGUCUACUAGACCAAAUGACCAUAUUCAAUAUUCCUCAUGUAACUGAAUAUUACAAUGGUUAACAUUUGUAUAGCCAUUGUUCAAAUGUUAAGUAAAUUAAACCC